AGUCAGGCGCCGCUUCUCCCCGCUCCGCCGCCUCCGCCAGCUCCCCGCCGUCGCUGCAGCUCACCCCGCCGGCAUGUCUCAGGCUGAGUUUGACAAAGCUGCUGAGGAGGUUAAGCACCUCAAGACCAAGCCAGCAGACGAUGAGAUGCUGUUCAUCUACAGCCGCUACAAACAAGCAACUGUGGGUGACGUAAAUACAGAACGGCCUGGGAUGUUGGACCUCAAAGGCAAGGCCAAGUGGGAUGCCUGGAAUGAGCUGAAAGGAACGUCCAAGGAAGACGCCAUGAAAGCUUACAUCAACAAAGUAGAAGAACUGAAGAAAAAAUAUGGCAUAUAGGGACUGGGUUUGGCUGCCAGCCAUGCAUGUUAUCUAAGCUGAUAAUCAUGCCUUGUUUUUCUAAUUCCACAGAUGAAGUGAAAUAAUGACGUUAACCCCUUCCUGAACACUGUCCAGGAUACCACUCUAACAGAUUAAGGAGUGGAAAUGGUUACUCACCUUGCUGAGUAGUUUUUAUCUAUAGAUCAAUUAAAACUGCAUUUGGUACUUUAA
Messenger RNA from Miniopterus natalensis, 550 nucleotides. It is a transcript of the gene DBI, whose product is annotated as diazepam binding inhibitor, acyl-CoA binding protein. Gene Ontology annotation, molecular function: fatty-acyl-CoA binding. Gene Ontology annotation, cellular component: mitochondrion. Gene Ontology annotation, biological process: fatty acid metabolic process. The record is from RefSeq and is a predicted model, not a curated record. Lineage: Eukaryota; Metazoa; Chordata; Mammalia; Chiroptera; Miniopteridae.